AUGGAUCAGCUGGAAACGGGAAUAAUGAUUGAAAUAUGGUCUGUAAUUCUACCCAGGUUUCACAGAACCAGUCAGAGUCUCCAAGAUGCAAAAUUAGAUUUACAUACAGCAACAGGCAUGCUGAACUCUCUGAAGGAUUUUGUUCAGUCUCUGCAUUCUAGAUUCUCUGAAUUUGAACAGCAGGGCAAAGAUAUUACCUGCUGCGACGAGUACCAGCUUCAACGUGGAAGGAAAAUUAAAAGAAAUAAGAAGUGGGACUAUGGUGAUGCAGAAGAUGCUGAUAUGACACCAUCUGAAAAGUUUAAAGUGAACACCUUUUAUCUUAUUAUUGACCAACUGACAGAAUCACUGAGGCACAGACAAGCAGCAUACAGCGUCAUUCAGGAAAGAUUUGGCUUGCUGUUAGAAAUGUGCACUCUAGCAACAGAUGGUCUAUGCUCCAAAGCCAGAACACUAGUGACACAAUAUCCUGAAGUUCUCGACCCCUUGUUUGCAGAUGAAAUUGUACAGUUUGCCUCUCUUUUCAAAAUUUACCAGUCUUUCCCUGCAAAAAAAGUAAUUAAUGAGAGUCAAGAACUACAAAUGUACAAGUUUCUGGUCACACAAUCUCUAGUCGGUGCAUUUCCAUACACACGUGACCCUCCGCAUGUAUUUGUGUUUAAUGGUCAGCAACUGCAGUGGUGA
Pelobates cultripes (western spadefoot toad) is the source of this 684-nucleotide messenger RNA. The record is from the annotation of a GenBank genome assembly. NCBI's taxonomy places the organism in Eukaryota, Metazoa, Chordata, Amphibia, Anura, Pelobatidae.